AUGCCCUCUGACCAGAGUACAUGGCUUGUAGCCAUCCCACAGAACGGGGACGCUGAAGGCACCCUUCAGGAACUGCAUUCAAAGCUUGGUACAUCGUCCAAACAGGGCGCAUCCGUGGCGCUGCUGCCGAUACCUUCGUUCAAGACAGGGACACUAGACUCGUUGGUUGCGCUUUCGGAGGAACUGCCCAAGCAGGAUGCAUCGUUUACUGGGACAGUGGCUAAGACAGUCGACACGCUGCGUAACCUUUUGAACAACGAUCCCGCGAAACUGCGCCAGCACAUCCUAGUGAACGAGAAGCCAGUCGAUAGCUAUCUCUUCGGUGACUGGAGAUGGAACGAAGGGCGGUAUGGCACCCAGAGGUCACUGAGGGAGAUGCUCGACGUUCUCGUGAAGGAGAUGUCCUCCAUUGACAAUGUCAUGAAGACGAAGCUUCAGAACUAUAACCUGGCCAAGGGGUCACUGACGCAGAUGCAGCGCAAGAAGACAGGAAACCUCUCGGUCAAGUCGCUCGCCGAUAUUGUUACCAAGGAGUAUUUCCUUGAAGAGUCCGAAUACAUGGAGACAGUCUUGGUGGCAGUGCCUAGUCUCCUUGUCAAGGACUGGAACACUAAGUAUGAACGCCUGACAAACUUCGUCGUCCCCCGUUCAUCCCAGAAAAUUGCCGCUGAUAAUGAAUACACGCUCUUUGGACUUGUGAUAUUCAAGCGAGUCCACGACGAAUUCAUCCAGAAGUGCCGAGAGAACAAAUUUGUGGUCCGAGACUUUGUUUACUCGGAGGACCAAGUUGAGAAGCAGAGAGAGGAGCUCGCUGCCGCAGAUACUACAGAGAAGGAACUAUGGACAGAGCUCCUUCAGAUCUCUAGGACGAAUUUUUCGGAGUCGUUCCAGAUUCUCGUACAUCUGAAAGUCCUCUAUUUGUUCAUCGAGAGUGUACUGCGGUACGGUCUUCCAGCGAACUACGCCGGCUUCAUCAUCAAGCCCGAGCCUAAGGCAACGAAGCGUACAUUGACGGCCCUGCAAACGCAGUUUACUUACCUCGGUCGCCGGAGUAAUGCGCCGGUGACCAAGGGCAAGCCACAAUCCAGCGGCACCGACGAGGUUGCCGGAGAGUACCAGACGCUCAUGGAGCAAGAGUUCUUCGACUUCGUCUUCACGGAAGUGCCGUGGAUUCAGCUCUGA
Messenger RNA from Phanerochaete carnosa HHB-10118-sp, 1182 nucleotides. RefSeq lists its product as uncharacterized. NCBI's taxonomy places the organism in Eukaryota, Fungi, Basidiomycota, Agaricomycetes, Polyporales, Phanerochaetaceae. Gene Ontology annotation, molecular function: proton-transporting ATPase activity, rotational mechanism. The transcript is spliced from 9 exons. Bases 1 to 1182 code for a protein of 393 amino acids. The record is from RefSeq and is a predicted model, not a curated record. Gene Ontology annotation, cellular component: vacuolar proton-transporting V-type ATPase, V1 domain. Gene Ontology annotation, biological process: proton transmembrane transport.